This is a messenger RNA of Sinocyclocheilus grahami, 3922 nucleotides long. Its product is annotated as transmembrane protein 131-like. The record is from RefSeq and is a predicted model, not a curated record. The annotation marks the transcript as partial. Gene Ontology annotation, cellular component: membrane. The transcript is spliced from 27 exons. NCBI's taxonomy places the organism in Eukaryota, Metazoa, Chordata, Actinopteri, Cypriniformes, Cyprinidae.
UUCUUCCAGGCAGAGGAGCAGCACAGUGAGAAUGUUCCUCGAGAGGAGAGCUCCUCGUUUUAUGUGCAGGAGAGUCGGAGACAGCUCCAGUUUCAGCCGCCCACGCUGGACUUCGGACCACAGCCGCUGGGGCUACCGAGAGCCGAAACCGUAUAUAUCCACAACCCCAGCCCAGAGCUCCCAGUCUCUCUGCUCUCUGUGUUUACAUCCAGCAGACAUUUUCACAUGCCUUCCUUCCACAGAAGGGUGAUUCCACCCAGAGGGAGAACAUCUUUUAAAAUCAUUUUCCUCCCCACAGUGGAGGGCAAUGAAGAAAUCACUUUAUUUAUUAACACAUCAACCCAUGGGCUGAUAUCAUACCAGGUCUUUGGGGUUGGUGUCCAUGGGGGGUCAGUCAAGGACGUCCAUAGAAAAGACAGCGUUCUGUUAUUCCCCCACAUACAGAGCAUUAAUCUAACACAAACUCAGGAAGAUGCUUCUAAUAUAACACUUUUAGGUCUGCUGCUUGAUUGCAGUUUACCAAAAAUGUUCUCCAAUCAGCCCCAGGGUUGGUGUUUAGUAUCUGAGGAGGGCAGGUUUGCACUUCGGAUCAGUCUUUCUGAAAGAGGGGACAGACACCUGGACAAACUCAAGCCGUACGUGCUGGAGAACAUUGUGGUGCUUCUAGUCCUCCCACCACCAGAAGAUGCUGCCGAUUGUAAAUUUGACAAAGUCCCUGGAAGUGAGGCCUGGGAGCUGGAAGCUUCUGUCUCUUCAGCUACUCAGCAGAUCUUUACCCACAAUCCUCAGAACCACAGUGACUCUGAGAACCAGUGUGGGGACUCCAGUGGAGCUUCACCUCCAAACAUACUCUUCUGCCUCAAAGUAAAAACUAUUGAAUGUUUUUUUUUCUGUGCAGGACGCGUUGAGUGGCAGCAAUCCCUUCUCCCAGAAUCCUCCUCAUCUCUCUGGAGAGUAGACAGCAGUCUGGCCUCUGCGCUCUGUAGCCGUUGGCUUUGCAGCAAAGGGCGUUCAUGCAGGUGGCCCAGACUUCCUGCAAACCACUCUUCACCCCUGGACUUCGGGGCCACACCUGUCAAUGACAGUAAGGUAAAGAAUUUCACUCUGAAAAACCCGACGGGUUCGGUGGUUUCUGUGGAAAUCCGAACCCUCUCCUCAUACCCGGUUCCCCUCGAAGCCCUUCACAUGCUGACUAAAUGGUUUAAUAUUAGCCCGCUGUCUGUGAAUAUCACUACAGCAGAGUUUCUUCUGUCGGCUGCUAACCAUAAGGACAGUGAGAGAGGCAGUGUGUUGAGAUUUGUCCUGCGGCCGUGGGAGUCAAGGACGGUUUCGGUGGCGUACCAACCCACAGAACACAAGCACGUCACCUCACUGCUCCUCAUCAGGAACAACCUGACUGUGUUUGACAUGGUUCUGGUUAAAGGCUUCGGAGCAAAGGAGCUCCUGCGAGUGGGAGGGAAGCUCCCCGGGCCUGCAGCCUCACUGCGCUUCAACGUGCCCCAGUCGACCCUCAUGGAGUGCAGAGACGGUUUACGAUCAAGUAAGCCCUUGUUUUCCAUCCAGAAGAGCUUUAAGGUGGAGAAUGCAGGCGAGCUGCCGCUGACUGUAGUGUCCAUGAGCAUUAAUGGAUAUAAAUGUCAAGGUUAUGGCUUUGAGGUGCAACACUGCAGGUCUUUCAAAGUGGACUACAACUCGUCCUCAGAAAUCACCAUCGCAUUCACUCCAGACUUCACCUCUUCGUGGGUGAUCAGAGACUUGACUCUGGUGACAGAACGUGGCUCCUUUUUCCACUUCACCCUCAACGUGACUCUUCCUCACCACAUGCUGCCUCUGUGUGCUCAGGUGGUCCCGGGGCCCAGCUGGGAGGAGCCCUUCUGGAUCAUCACACUGGUCUUCACCUGUUCCUCUCUAGCUGGUGUUUGUCUGAUGGCUUUCCAUCAAGCUCAGCACAUUCUGAGCGAGUUCUCCACACCGAGUCCACGUAGCAAUCACAACUCUGUACCUCGCGAAAAUAGCAGCGUCACCCACAGCAUCUCAAACGGAGUCAGUAGAGGAAAAGGCAGCUGUAAGAACUACACUGACACGAGCCACCCGUCUGACAAAGGCAAAGGGAGGGGAUCUCCAGCUGUGGCCAACGGGACGAUUCGACCGCAGUCCUCAUCCAAGAAAUGUUCUGGAGCUUCUUCCCAGCCUCCAAAGAAGCAAAUGAAGGUGUCGUUCCUUUACAGUCGAUAUAAGACCAGCCCAGCAUCUGCCACUGCUGGUGAAUCUGCUGCCUCGCACUGCUGCAGUCCUCCCACCGACAGAGAUCGAGAGCGCAGCUUUGAGUUAGACCCAGAAGUUUGUAAUAACAACAAUAACAUAUUAGACGAAAGCCUUCUCCCUGCCGAGAAGAAACAGCACUUUAGAGAAUCCAGAGGGGACGAAGCAGUGCCAGCUGAUAUGUUUCCUAUGGAAACCCUUCCAGAAAGCAUCAUAACAAGCAGAGUCCCUCAGCCUGCGGAUGAAGCAGUGCAAAACCAGGAGUGUAAAAGAAAAAAGCAUGCAGAAACAAGGGAUAAUGUAGAUGAAGAGAAGACAGAUAGAGGCAGCAGUCUGAAGAAGAGACCGGAGAAAGAUGCAGAACUCGGAGUGUCAGCCUCCAAAGCCAAGAGAAACUCGGGCAGGAGUCGCAGGAAGACGGCUGAGCUCAUUCCUGGGCUUCCUGAAAACAGCGUCGUCAUGGUGACAGAGAGCGAGAGAGAAUCUCAGCGUAAUGCUGCUCGAACCCGCAACACGAAACCUGAACCAGCUAAAGCAGGAGCCAGUCCAGACAGCCCGGUCAAACACAGCGGCACGUGUUUGAGCAGACCGAGGCGUAAAUGUCCGGAGCGCCGUCUGCAGUGGGAGUCUGGCUCUGAUUCCAGCAGCUCAUCAGGCAGUGUGAGAGCCAGCCGAGGGUCCUGGGGCAGCUGGAGCAGCGCCAGCAGCGUCGAGGGAGAGAAGGACCCCAACAGACAUCCCUGCCGGAGAGACAACCAGUACCACCCGUAUCCAAAAGACCGGGAAUGUUACAUGAACUAUUCCUACAAAACUCAAAGCAUGAACAAUCUGUAUGUCAGGCAACCGUGCCGGAGCCCAGACGUCUGUCCCGCGCCGGCUCUCGAUGUAGCCGCAGGUGUGGACAAAAGCACCGACACAGUCGGUUCUAAUGUGAUUGAAGAGACGUGGUCUCCCGCCUCGGUUCCUCUGACCAAUGAAUUCAGGUAUAACAUGACCGAAUCUGUCCCGUUCGUCCCUCAGAGUCCCUCAUUGGGAUAUGACAGCUUCCCUUGGAACAACAUGAACAGCCAGCGUGCGAGUCCUUAUCUCUACAGAGAUCAGACCAACUGCAUGCCAACAGGUAACGGCAAUUACCAAACUGCAUUCUCAUGCCAUGAAAGCCAAACCGUGACCCACAGCCAUCAGCCGGUCUGGGGUGAGAACGCCACCCAAAACAUCAACUCCACCUGGGACACUAGCAAGCCAUACUUUUCAGGAACCAGAAGUCUGUCACCCAUGUCCAGUCUGUUUGGCUCGAUCUGGACUCCUCAAAGCGAGCCUCACCAGAGCCACUUUCACUCGGAGCGGACCGUCGCACCCUUCAGACGCGAACCAGGCGGCGCCUGCCCGAGAAAACCGUACUCCAGCUUCAGUCCCUUUGGAGCACACAUGAAUUUGGACAUUUGGAACUCCUCCUCAAACCGGAGCUCCACGUCUCAGCUCUCCAGCGAUUCAGGCUACUGCGGGGAGAUGUGAGGAAACCAGAAUGUGCUUUUAUCUGUAAUGGGGAAAAAUGUGAAUAUUCUUCUUUCUUUUAUGUUUGUUGUUGUGGUAAGGUUCUGCAUUUUGUUGUUUAUUUUUCUAGACGUUUUGCAAGUUUGCCCAGUGAAAAUAAAAAAAA